Molecule: messenger RNA, 682 nt
Organism: Daldinia caldariorum
Lineage: Eukaryota; Fungi; Ascomycota; Sordariomycetes; Xylariales; Hypoxylaceae
Exons: 1
Coding region: 85-537 (150 amino acids)
Source: RefSeq, a predicted model, not a curated record
AGUAUUUCAGCAACAGAUCAACUUGCUAUCACAUAUCUGCUCCCACUUUCCACAUUUUGGUUAGAAAAGCUCACAGCCGUCGAGAUGCGUUUCCCUACCUGUAUCUUGGCCUUCGCUGCCUUCGUUUUUGGGCAGGACGUUCAGCCGGUGGACACAUGGACGCUGUACAACAGCACAAUCACAUGUGACCUGACAACCUGCCUAUACAAUUUCUUCGCGUACAAGCACAACUCCGGAGAGACGGUCCAGUGCCAUCUUAACAAGACGGGAGCUCCCGGCAUAACGACUUUCUUCGUGGACCAGACCUGCCAGCGGGAUCCCCGCCACACGCUUACUCUGAGCUGGGCGCCCGAUCGCUCGGUCAUACUCUGCAUAGCGGACAUCCACGAGCACAGGAACGCGUUCUACGGGCUAGAGAAAUGGGAGAUCGCCGAGAACAGGAUCGUUCCGAAUAAGACGGAAUGGGCGUGGCGAGCUGGAGAGGUCCCGCUUCCAAGCAGCACUUACGCACGCCCGGUCACUACGUUGCAGCAGUAAUGCUUUACGAACAUCUCGGAGCCAGCGUUGGUAUAGUUUCGUGUCAACCAACCUACGGUGAUUGGGGUUUUAUCUGGGCACAAAUACUAUAUUUACCUUUGCAUUAUUUUGGAUUACAAGGCUGGAGUUUUAUGUUACCUGAAGC